AUGCCUGGGUAUACUAAUUCAUAUAGUGGCGGUCCCGCCUUGACCAAGGUUCGCGUGGAAAACCUUCACUACGACAUCACCGAGAGUGAUCUGGAAGACCUCUUCGGCCGAAUUGGCCCUGUUCAAGAACUUUCCCUCGUUUAUGACCGCGCUGGACGCUCCGAGGGCGUUGCCUUUAUCACAUACGAGAGACUGAGAGACGCGCACGACUCGGUCCGCGAAUUCGACGGCGCUAACGCAAAGGGCCAACCCAUCCGCCUCUCCCUUGUACCUGGCCGCCGCGAGCGUACUGGCGGUACCCUCUUCGACCGCGUGGAGCGCCCGAUGAGCCCUGAAAGCGAGACCGAAGGUGGAGACAGACGUCGCCGUGGAGCUGGAGGCCGCGGCCGCCGCAGCGACAUAAGCAAGCCUGCCCCCGACCACAUCGACCGAUACAUCCCCGGUCAACGCGACGCAGGUCGCAAUGGUGGCCGCCGUGGAGGUGGCCGCGACAACCGUCCCCGCAACACUGAGAAUGGAGGCCGUCGCUCGAACGCUCGUCCCCGUAAAACACAGGAGGAGCUCGAUCAGGAGAUGGAGGACUACUGGGGUGGCAAGAAUGAUAAUGAGGGCGCUGGCGAACAGCCUGUCCAAGACGCCCCGGUUGCUACUGAUGCCCCCGCGCCUGCGCCUGCGCCUGCUGGUCACGACAACGAUGACAUCGAUAUGAUUGAGUGA
Messenger RNA from Penicillium atrosanguineum, 717 nucleotides. RefSeq names its product putative RNA binding protein. The record is from RefSeq and is a predicted model, not a curated record. Gene Ontology annotation, biological process: mRNA export from nucleus. Gene Ontology annotation, molecular function: mRNA binding. The transcript has 2 exons. Gene Ontology annotation, cellular component: nucleus. The coding region runs from base 1 to 717 and encodes 238 amino acids. Lineage: Eukaryota; Fungi; Ascomycota; Eurotiomycetes; Eurotiales; Aspergillaceae.